Messenger RNA from Anolis sagrei ordinatus, 2702 nucleotides. Lineage: Eukaryota; Metazoa; Chordata; Lepidosauria; Squamata; Anolidae. The record is from RefSeq and is a predicted model, not a curated record.
CUCUCCUUCCUAGAGACCAAUGUGUCAGGGAAAGAUGCCCAGCUUCUUCCUGCUUCCUGCCUUCCUCCCAUCACAUUGUGGGAGCCUGACUUGCCAAUAUCUAAUCUAUCACUCUAUUUAUCUAUCUUUGGCCAGCCUGGAAGAGGGAGAGACUACAGAGGCGUUAAGGUUUCAGGAAGGUUUGCAAUGCAAGGAGAAGUGCCAAAGAAAAUGAAAACUGAGGUGCAAGACCCAGAGAGAGACGAAAAGGGGGAAAGAAUGGAGAUGGGACAAAAUGCCUGUGACGACAUCGUUGUCCAAGGGACCCAAGAGAAGUUCCCAGCUUUGGCGAAGCAAAUUAAGCAGGAACCAGAGAAUGAGGAAGAGUGGCCGGAACAGUACUGGGAAGCCAAAUGGCAGGACUUCCUGAAGACCUUGCAGGCCCCUUAUUUAGGAAGGAGCUUCCCUCAGCUGUCUCCACCCCACUCAGUGGAAGCCCCCAAGGAAUGUCAAGCCGCCAUUAAGGAAGGUGCAGAGCCCACCUGUGGUCCGGAAAUUUGAGCCAGCCCACCGAAGACACCCAGGAGAACCUCAACACCAGCUCGGGUGUUUCGGUGAAAGUGAAGGAAGAGAUUCCAGAUGAGGAUACUGUCACUUUGGAGGAACGGCGGCAGCGGUUCAGGAAAUUCUGCUACCAAGAAGCCGAAGGGCCCAGAGAUGCCUGCAGGCAGCUCCAGGAACUUUGCUCCCAAUGGCUGAACCUGGAAAGGUGCACCAAGGAGCAGAUCUUGGAGCAGGUCAUCCUUGAGCAAUUCUUGACCAUCUUGCCCGAAGAAGUGCAGAGCUGGGUCAGGGAAGGCGGGCCAAGGACCUGCGCUCAGGCGGUGACUCUGGCAGAAGAUUUCCUCCUGGGACUGAAGGGAAGACAAGGGCAGGAUCUAGAACCUUUUCAGGAAGUGACUGUCCGUUCUCCCAAGAUGGAACAGGAGCCAUCGGAUGCUGAAGACGUGGACCUCUUCAUGGACGUAGAACAGGACAGCGAUGGGGAAUCAAACUUACUCACAUCUAAUGCAGCGACGAAUGAAGAUGAAACUCCACAGUCAGAAAGAUCCAGGUCCCUUAAAUCCAGCAGAAUGACCAUGGGGAAAUUUUCCCACAAUUCUCUCUUUUCAGGAAAUGGGGAAAAGAUGCAUAUUCUUAAGCCUCAGAGACUUGAGGAGGUCGAUGUGAAGGCAAUCUCAUCGGAAAGUCCUGUUGGGACACCUUUGCAUGUGCCUAGAGUGGAAAAAAGGCACGUAAGUGAGUAUGAGUUGAAAACCCUUCAGGAAAACCCUUUGGUGAAGACAUUAAGGCAGAAUGUCGGAUGCAGGGAGGAAAGCAGGCUGGAUUUAAAUGCAAACCCUUCCCAAGAUAGAGCCACCCAGUACCUACUGGAAAAGACAGGCAUCGUCUCUGGGCCAAGGCCCAAUCUCUUCCUGCCUGCCAUGUUGCAGGGAUACGAGUGCUCGUACUGCGGCAAGCGGUGGCCGUGCCGAUCCCAGCUCCUCCGGCACCUCAGAACCCACACCGGCGAGCGGCCGCACAAAUGCUCCGACUGCGGGAAGAGCUUCAGCACCAGCUCGCACCUCAGCCAGCACAAAAGGGUGCACACGGGCGAGAGGCCGUACAGCUGCAAAGACUGUGGGAAGAGCUACCGCCGGCGGGCCUCCUUGGUCCAACACGAAAGCGAAACGUGCAAGAAGGGAAGCCACUUGAAUGCUCCGGCACCGCCGGUGGAUUACGUAGUGUUAGGAAACUGCACUUUGCUGUACAUGAAGAAGUCGACGCAAGGCAGGCGGAACCGGGUGAUCGCUCCGAAGGGAGGGGAAGCCCUUUUGGCAGCUCAGCCCUUAAAGAUCAUAACAGGAUAUCCUCCAGAGAGGAGCGACGCCGACAAUUAAACAACGAGGUAAGAUCCCCUACAGAUGGGGGCUCGCUCGAUGAAAGAAAAUUCUACCUGGGAAAGAGUGCGACUCGGAGAACUGCAGCAAUUAAUAGUUGUUCUAAGCAGACUUGGACAAAAGCAUCAGAUUUGUGAGCGUCGCAAAACUGGGUUCUAGCAGUCUAGAGAAAAGGAAGAGGCUCAAACAAUCACAGAAAGGCUUGCAGAAGAACACAAAUACAAUAACAACUAUGCUGAAAACAGUGUGGCUUAUGCCUGAUGUGUUCCAAAUGGAAGUGCUUUUGGUCACCACUUUGGAAUGACAAUACAGAGAACAGUAUCUAUAAAGACGGGAAUAUCUGCUCAAAAUACUCUGAGGCUCAAAAACUACACAUUUCUUUCUAAACAAUCUGAAACACGGGUGUGGUGGUGCAGCUCACAUGAACCCUAGGCUACACAACGAGUGGUAAACAGCUAUGGGCAUUGCAGAACAUUAACCGGAAGGUCACGAAUUCUGCUGUUGCUGGCUUCAGAUAUGCUAAACUGAGCAUAGCCAAAUGUCAGCUAGUUAGGGAUGGCAUUACUAGUCUUCCUUGUUUUUCCAGGUCCAAGGAGACAUGGGGCACUUAACAUUGCUGAUGGGUUUAUUUGACUUAGAAGUAUGUGUGUUUAUGACACACGAGACAGAAAUGCUGUUCUGAAUAAAUGGAUAUUUGUUCACACUCUUGAAAAACUAGAAGUCUGUAACUGAGCCUUGAUAAAUUAUUGUUCACCAACCUUGGAGCUGAAAUCAUAUAAAUAC